Messenger RNA from Sclerotinia trifoliorum, 1540 nucleotides. Lineage: Eukaryota; Fungi; Ascomycota; Leotiomycetes; Helotiales; Sclerotiniaceae. The record is from the annotation of a GenBank genome assembly.
UAAUUAUUUUCCCAAAAUUAUAAAAAGACAUACGAUACAGCUUACAACUACAAUUUUCUUAGUAUACCGACUUGGAAUAUAUAAUUUCUUAUAAUUGUGUCGCUAAUUUAUCAAUACGGUCAUGAUAUUAUAGUAUCCCCGCAUAAAAUCCUUCUUCGUCCAACCUUUCAGUACAUAAAAAUCAUUCACAAUGGAAAAAUAUUCGCAGUUUCGUGACAGAGGUAAGUACUACAUCCCACAUAACAUCUACUAAUAUAGACGGUCUCAACUAAUGCAUCAAUCACCAGGAUCUGGAAUCGCUCCGUUCUUCCCCGUCCAAACCCCAGGUGCCGGCAUAUAUGCGCCUGUCCACCUUUUCCUCUUCCUAUUCAAAUUACCAUUCUUCCUCACAGUAUCCACGACGUAUUUUCUCUUCCUACAAUGGUUUCCAUUGGGGUCACUACUCAAAAAAGCAAUAUUAUGGAUGAUACUUGGGAUACCGGGAGUGUGGUGGAUAGAUCUGCAGAUUGAUGGGGUAAAGAAAGGUUCAUUGGCAAAGAAACAUGAAGGAAGGGUACCUGAACCUUCGGAUAUUAUCGCAUCUUCUUUUACCUCACCUCUCGAUUCUUUAUAUCUGGCUGCCAUCUUCGAUCCUAUAUUCACAGUAUCUUACCCGCAUACCCAUCAAGUCCAUCAAAUUUCCCUCCUUGGCGCAAUCUUUCGCGCUCUCCAAAGUCCUCAAGAAUAUCCACCGAAAGGCGCGAAAAUGACGAAUUUAACCGCUCUACUCAAUCGCUACCCCGGAAGAGCCAUAGUAGUUUUCCCGGAAUGCACAACCACAAAUGGAAAAGGAAUAUUGCCCGUGAGCCCAAGUCUUUUGACAGCUCCCUCAGGAACCAAAAUCUUUCCAAUAAGUCUACGAUACUCGCCAUCAGAUAUUACCACACCCAUUCCGGGAAAGUACUGGUCAUUUUUCUGGAAUCUUCUCUCGAAACCUACUCACUGUAUUAAAGUCCGAAUCGCUGAGGUUGUAUACAACACCUCCAAGCUCGAUGGAGUCUCGGAAAAGAAGGAUAGUAAAUACCUGAAAAAUCUGCUCGAUAGUACGAACGAGGACAUUGCCCACACCAGCAGCACUGAUAGUCUAACAUCUAAAAACGAUCAAUUCGCGGAAACAACAACAGAGGAACAGCGUGUUUUGGACAAAGUUGGAGAAGCCUUGGCACGACUGGGACGAGUUAAACGUGUAGGAUUGACCGUUAAGGAUAAGAUUGCAUUUGUCAAUGCAUGGAAUAAGAAGAGAUAGUAGGGGAUAACAGAAGGGAUAUUGGAGACGUACAUCUAUGAAAACAAUCCAUACGGAAACCAUGACUUUAUGCAUUCGGAGGGGUUUAAUAGUCAAAAAAGGAGUCCGGGAUGAUAUCAAUUAUGGGAGCGAUUAGCAUAGUGUGCAGGCUCGAUAUUUAAUUUUCACAUACCAGUUUAUUCUUGAAGUCAAGCUGUCUAUCUUCACUAAGUAUUUGUUUCUGAGCAAAUUUUUAAUCCUCUUAAUGCAUUCCAG